AACAACAACACUGUCCGCCGUCUCCUCCUGCAGGUGGUGGUGAGUAGAAGACUGCACGUAGCUCUCAAACUUCAGGACACCUCCUCUACUGGAGCUGGUGUCUGUCUCCGGCUAAAAUGGAGAUUUAACGCCCUUUUCUUCUAACCUAGACUUACAGUGAAAGGAAGGGCGAGGCGCGAGCCGUACAGUGAGUACUCGAGCUGCCCCCGGAGCUCGUGCUCCAUCCCUGAACCAGCCGCACAAUGGCCCCGUCCCUCAUCCAAGCUUGCCGCAGUCUGGCUCUCUCGACGUGGCUGCUGUCGUUCUGUUUCGUCCACUUGCUGUGUUUGGACUUCACGGUCGCGGAGAAAGAAGAAUGGUACACUGCUUUUGUGAACAUCACUUACCUGGACCCCGUCACUUCGGAGGUCAGGACGGAGAAAACGGAGUGCGGGCGCUAUGGCGAGCAAUCCCCCAAGAAAGAAGCCAGGGGUCUGGUUCUGGUUCCGUCCGUGCUGCAGGACAGGCAGGCGUGUGACCCCAAUGUGAAGUUCCCGCAUGUGUCUCCCAACACCGCCUGGAUAGCUUUAAUAGCUGCAGGGAACUGCACAUACAGAGAGAAGAUCCGGAAUGUCGCAAACCACAACGCCUCUGCGGUCGUCAUCUACAAUGUGGGCUCCAGCAGUGCCAACGACACCAUCACAAUGCCCCAUCCAGGUAAGAGACUACACCUUUGAGGAGCUUUUUCACCGUGUCCUGUCGAGAGAUGGAGGCCUGAGAUAUGCGCACAAAUGGCACUUGAAGCCUGCCUAAGCUUCAUUUGCGUUGGUUAUCAGUGACCGAGAUAAAUGGUUUCAUUCUGCCUGGUGGAGUCCCGGAGCUCCUCUGCAUCUGUGUGAUCAGACAAAUAAUCAGUCAGUUUGUUGAAGGAGAAAAACGCUCUGACUGCCUGUCUGAGGACAUGAGAAGAUUAUCGACAUCCUGUAGCAGACUGAAGGUUUCUCUCAAGUUUUCUCUGCCUUUUUCUUUCCUUCAGUGUAGUUUGACCAUGACAACUUUCCCUAAUUUAGCUUGUCAAACUGUGAGUUCAUUUUGGUGACUGACUCCAGAUUUCCAUUGCAGAUAUCAAAUACAACAUUCUAUAUUUUUUUUAUAUUGAAGCACUUUAAGAAGUAUAAAUCAUGCAUUUGGAGAAAAAAAGGGAAGAAAAUGGAAGUUGCAAAGUUAAAUGGCUGAACAGUCAGUGACAAGUUCGGACCAACAUAAAUAGCAUUGCUAAAAAAACGGUCAUGGUUGCAGUCCUGACUGUAUAGAGGAGGGUGGGGUAAGUUGACCAUAGGAGACCACUUGUUUUGGCAUGCUAUAUUAUCAAGACAGUUAUGUUUACACUUAUUCCUUUCAGUUUGCAGGGAUGCACAACAUCUUGAAAUAUAUGCAGAUACACGAGUUAGAGACAAAACUAAAAUUGCCUUGAUGUAGUGAUCCGAAAUAUAAAAAAUGGCUCAUCUUACCCCACUCUUUCCUAUGUCAUUGCAGCACUUUGUGUGAAGUUUCACCUGGAAUUCUCCUGCUGCACUGUAACCCUGGAGACACAAAUAACACUCACUGAUUUAUUACCGAGCAGCUAAUGAUGGUGAAAUGAUAGAGGCUUGACAAAAAAAAAGAGAACAAACACAUGUUCAGAAACAUAGAGGGGAAAACGUUUGUAUUUUUGUUUUUUAAACUUAGAGUCCGUAUUUCAUGAAUACAAAGUCAUAAUUAAAGGAAAAAUAAGUGAAACAAACAUGGAAGCAUUUGACUUAAAAUUUCUCAGACACGCUUAGACUGCAACCUCACAGUUUAACGACUCCUUUAACACAGUGGUUUUUUUUGUUGUUGUUUUUUUACUAAGGGCACUAUCAAGAUACGCCAAAGCAAACAUUGCUUUAAAAAAAACUGACAUGUGUCAAUAAACCUUGUUUAAACAGCAUACCUUUUGACAUGAAGCAUGCACAAAGUCCUGCAAACUCAGACUUCAGUUUCACCUGCAGGGUUUUUCUUGUCUUUAUUUGCCCAAAGGCUGAGCAGGCUCUUACUUGAAUAACAGGACAAACACUUUGCUGUUUAAACAGCCCUAAGCUCCUUUUGAUCCUUUCAACAGAAAGUGAGAAAGGUCACAGGGAAAAGUAUGGUUACAUAUUUCUGUGGCUAGUUUUUCAUUGUAGCAGAAACAUAUGGUGCUCAUAGCUGGUUUAUUUACUAUGAACGGUUUGUCUCUGCAGCGAUUUCUUUCCUAUGACUUCGAGGGGUGGUUGCAGUCAAAGUAUCCCCAGUGUCUAAGACCUGGGUGUAGUUUUCCCUCAAUUCCCUGUCCCCCACAUUUUUUUGUUGCGCAACUUUCUUACUGAAGUCAGUCUAAACAUUUAAAUAGUUUAUCAAUAACUCCACAACUGCAAUAAUCCCUUUUCUUCCAAGAAAGAAUAUUGCGAAAAUUAGACUUGACUUGAAGGAGGUCAGGAGCAGCUGUGAAAAGCAACAAAUGUUUUCCACCUGAUUUGUGUUUCCAUUGGUGCCACGCUUGCAGCGUGGCACUAGUUUUCAUAAAGGCUUGGCUGAGCAGAUCAUUGUACCUCUGCCAGACAGCAGCACAAUGCAUGAAGGCUGUUUGACAAAAGGGUCUCUACAGAAACAGAUGUUCAGGGAAAAAGCAUACAACACCUGGAGGCAUAAUGAUGAAGUGAUUAUGAGACUUUUAGUGAUUGUGAGUUAUUUUUUCCUAUGGAGGAAGCACCUGCCAUGAUAUAGAAAUUAAUGAGCCUCAAUGCAAAUCCUCUUCAGCUUUUAUUCAAAUUUGACGACUUGUUUUGUAGGAUCGUAUGGGGCAGUUUCUCCAUUCUGUAAUUUCAGUUUGCUAAUGUUGUUUACAGCUUGUGCCAAAUUAAAAUGUUUUGAUGACGUUUUUGGUUGAUAUUACUGUAUUUCACUGACGUUUUUGUACAUGCAAAGAAGAGUAAACAUCUGCAGAGAAAGAUGACAUGACAAAGCUAGACACUGUUGACAAAGACAUUAUUAACAAAUAAAAGAGGCCUUUACUUUACAUUUGUAAUUAACCACACACAGAAGCUCCCAAAUCUAGACGCUCAAGUGUUAGUGCACAAGUGUUUUUUGGAUUUAUUGCACAUUUGCCAUGUUGGACUGAAGUUUGUUGAUAAAAUUCAACACCUGAAUGGAGGCUAGAAAGACCAAAGUGCUGAGGGACUUUGUAAACACUUAAGCAUCUUCUUUCUUGAUGGCAGAGGCCCAUAUAAAGGGAAAAGGAGAUUUAAUGUGUCUGCAGUGAAUUUUGUUCCUCAUAUUGUGCAGUUCUUUCACUUUGAACAGAGUUUUCCAGAAGUUGUAUUGCUUUUUCUUGAUGCACAAUGAUUGAACACUGCAUACUGAUAAAUGGACUCAAGUGUACAACCCUGUAGUAUCUGUAGUAAAAACCUAGAAAGAACCAGGCUAUUGCUUUAAACAUUGUCAUUAGUUACACUUAAACCCCUAAAGAGACAGAAACAGCAGUCAGGUGUACGAUUAAAGCAAUAGAGAAGAGCUCGGUAACAAGGAGUACAAUGACAAAAAUGGCUCCUAAUGUGUGGACUGAAUGUGCGGCUGCCAGAGAAAUAAUGGAGCACUCCCCUUGUCCAGAGCCAACACAGCUGGGCUGUAAAAUCCACUGUUGCCAGAGCCAGAAACCUCUCAUGUCCUGGCUCUAUUAUGUAAGGCUGAGUGGUGUCAGAGCCAUGUUCAGCCUUGGACUAUAAAGCCAGAUCUGUGAUUCUGUGUUUAUCGACUCUUAAAGGUUUUCCUGCCAAGCUUCACUGAACUUUGACGCUAACUGCACUUGUACCACGCUCAGUCUCCACGAUGAGCUGUAUAGAAUUAGAGAAAAUCCUUACUUGCUGUAUAACUAGGGAUUAAAUGAGAAGAUUGACAGCACUGGAUCUUCAUUUCAGUACAUGAAAUAAGUUGUUGGAGACAGCAUUAGAUGAGUUUAGCUCAGUGUUUAGUCUGGAAACAUGGAGGAGCAGACAGAUAGCUGGCUCAAACCAAAGAUCCAGAAAACAUUUCUACCAGUAACCUUGGUUAUUUGUUUGUUUGUUUGUUGGUUCAGUUUGUACAAAACCUAGAAGUGCAGAGAUGGUUUCCUGAUGCUUUCUCAGUCUCAAAUGGUAGUGUGGGAUAUGGCAGAGACAGUUGUAGCUCAGUGGUAGAGUCAGUUGUUUCUUGAUCCAUAGGUUGCAGGCUCAACCACAGGUCCCAUUGUCCUCAUUCUGAAGUUUCUUUGGACAAGUCACUUUGAGUGAGUGGGAAAAUGAUAGAAGUGGAAGAUACAGCAUGGUAUCACAAUGUUUUGUCUGGUGAUAUAUUGUACCGUCUCAUUUACCAAGUAUGGAUUUUUCAACUUAAUUGCUAAUAUGAGGUCAAAUCUAUGAUAAUGGAAAAAUAAAAUCUACUGUUUGUCCAGUCAGGUUGGCAGAGGAGACAUCAUAAAGCAAGAGAAAGUUAGAACAACAAAUAUAUAUGAGGUUUGCAAGAUGUGCUACAUGAAAUUGAAAUACUGCCUAAAUAAGACAAAUAUAAAGGAAAGACAAAUGCUAAGUUAGCAAAACAGUUGAAAAAAUUGUAUGAAUCGUAAUGUAUUGUAUCGCACUACUCAAUGGAUUGCAAAAUUUAAAAAUCACAAUAAUAUCGUAUCAUGGCACAAGUAUCAUGAUAAUAUCGUAUCGUGGGGCCACUAGUGAUUCUCACCCCAAGAUAAUAAAUGUCGAUAGUUAAUUGUUGCUUAGCUAGCAUCAGAGCCAAGCUAGCUGCUUUCCCUUGUUUUCAGCUAUCGUAGCUCAGGUGACCUGAUUGACCUACAGAUAUAAGAGUUCUGGUAAUCCUGACGUUUAACUCUGCAGGAGUAAACUAACGUACAGUCAGUGGGUCAGACCAGGUUGGGUGUUUUUAUUGUUUCCUUCCGUCCUUCUCUUUGACAAGAAGAUUAGCUCCUUGUCUUGGCUACGUUGCCUGUUCAGACAUUGGAGACACACAAGUACUGAAUGUGAACAAUUAGCUUUUAGUUAUUGUUAGACAGGACCGGGCUAGUUUUCAUUUUAUUCCUAGUUAUAGCUGAGCCAAGCUUGUGGACUGUGAACCCCAGCUAGAUGUUUAUUUUGGGUUGUGUCGCAACAAUGAGCAUUUAAGCCUUGUCCAAAAAUAUCGCAAAAAUAUCUCCCAAAAUAUCAAACUAUUCAUUUAGUUCAGGACUUUGAACCACUUUUUAAAGCUCUUAAAUUUAUCAGACUCUCUGUAGAAUAUUUUGCACAGCUGUUAGCUUUAGUUUAACAUAUGGUUGUUGGAAAAGUCAAUUCUUCAGUGUUAUCCUCUACAGCUGAUCAAAUCCCUGUUAAUAAAAUGAAAUCCCAACAGCAGAAAAAUUGAUAUUCGGUGUGCUGUUUAUUCCACCGUGCCCCAUAUUUUAGCCAAAGGAGUGUGAGAACAGAUAUUUUCACAAGUUCAGCCUCGUUUCAUUCCCCCUGUUUUAGAGAGAGCUAUUUCUGUCCUCUCUGUCCACGUCACAGUGGACAGAGGACGGAGAUAAGAGUCAGGGCUUAAGGAAAUCUUACAUGCCUUGUUAUGCCUUUCUGUAUUUCUGUUGGCUGUGGCUCUGAAACUGGCCAUAUGUGGGGUUUUUUUUAAGUCUACACAGGAUGGAACAGUUUUGUUUAUGAAAGACUUAUUGUGAUGAGACAGUGUGGUUUAUCUUGUGUCUUUAAAGGCCUUUGUUACAACACAGUGAUUUUCUUUCCACACCAUAUGGUCAAGCUUAAUAAAGCCAGGUCAGUGUGUGUAUAAGGCUACACACAUUAAAGAGGAGAUAAACAAUAUGGUAAAUAUUCAUGUAUUUAAGAAAUCAGAGCUCUUGUGAGUUGUACUUGUGUCAGCGUAAAGGAUUAUUUUACUGCCUGAACCAUCUAUAGAAAAAAAUUCAGAAACCCUGAAAUCGAUAGUUUGUUCAAAUAUAUAGUAUGUGAUAGAGACAUAAGCAGAAACUUAUUUGAAGAAGUGGGACAGCUCAUUGUCUGGCAGUCUAGCAGCAUAUCGCCAUCUGCUUGCAGUCCAAACACAGGCCUUUGUUUCCCCCUUUGUCAUUGUUUGUAGCAGAGUUUAUUUCAGAAGCACCAACACACGGAAACCUUUUUGGAGUAAGAAGCAGGGAUAAACGUUUUUGUUGUGAGUGAAGGUAAUGUCAGGCGGUAAAAGUAUUUGAACAUUUCUAACAUGACUAUUAAAUGUUAUGAAUGCUGCUUUUUCCUGAGUACAACUGCUUUUUUUUCUCCUCCAAAAAUGUAAAACUUAGUGCAAAGAUACACAAAACCUUUUUUUAGGCAUUUAAAAACAGGAUUAAAUAAAAAAAAAAAUCAUGAUUAAGAUCAUUGAAAUUUCUCAAACCUGGUCACAAGCACUGUGCAGCUGUGCAGAUUUUAAAACCAACUUGUUACAUAAAGGGAUUUAUGAGCAUGACUGAGUAAUGCAUCAUAGCUUUCACCCUGAAAUUGAAGCAUAUCAGCUGAAUUCAAACCCCCUAACUCCUCUUAAAAUCAGAAACACAAUCUUCUCUGCCAAUCUAACUUGGGCUUUGGAAAAAAAUAUGAUUGAAUAUAUUGGUAAAUAGCUCGGUGCAGAUCCUCAUCAGGUCCUAAAGGCUUUGUUACAGCACUGUGCACAUGGCAGAGCGCUUGCAGAUGAUGGCAGGUUGUAUAAAGCUGCAAUUUAUAGUGACUGAUCGAGGGAUCGAAGCACCACAGGGAGUCACUGGGACUCCAUGCAGCCAUAAAAGAGGCGACAGAAGGAAUAUGAUGUAACAGUUUGUCAGGCUGCUGAUGCAUUUCCUGGAAACAACGACAGCUGUGCAGAUGAAAGAGUGGGGCCUUGUUAUUCCUUCGUUGCCAGAAACUACCAAGUUGUUUCAGCUUUAUGUCCCAUAUGUCAUUUCCUUAUAACAGACAAAUUCAAACCAGACGUACCGAAUAGAGCUUCAGCCACAUGGAAACAGAUACAGGCCUUAUUAAUAAAGUUUAAGAAUCAAUGAAAGCAUUGAUUGGGAUUUGUUGUAAAUCAACACUUUUUGAACCCUCCAAUGUUUUUCAAACCAAGAAUAAACGAUGUCUGCAUCAAUCUUUCCUUCAACUGGCAGAUGCAAACUACUACUAAAAUAACUAUUGAAUGAUGUUGUUUCUCUGUACCAGCAGAUUUGGACUCAUCCCACAUUAAGUCAGCAAGAGCUCUAAAAUAAGCAAAUAUCUGAUAGUUUCAGCAGCACCAGAAUAAUCAGUGUCCUGGCCUAGACACGCAAAUAGAUGAGCCCCAAGCACACCAAACAGAGUCCUUUAACAAUUUGACUGUGCACAAAUCAUAUGCAAAAUGCUCCUGUUAAAGGAAACAAGAACUCAAUAAGUUUUUCAACAACAUUAAGUGUUUCUGAGCAGCAAAAAUGAUGAAUUCUGCUUUUAUUUUUUUGUCUGCCUGUCAUCAUACCCUAAAUUACAAUUUUAGCUGAAUUUCUGACAUCACUUGCCAAUAUGGACUUAAGUAUUUCAAGGGAAAGCAGAAACCCCCAGAAGAACACAUAGUCUGGGUGUGUUUAUCACUUAGCACCGUUCCCAUGUUAUGAGCCGUUUUGAUUUUUGACUUAAAAGUUUAGGAAAUAUUGAUGAUCAUCUGUGACAAAAAAGACAGAUAUAGAGUUUCAAUAUUGAUAUUCAAGAGACGCACACCAUCAUUUUUUUCAUGGUGAAUGUAUUUAUAGCCUUAUAGACAUCCUCUCACUGUGCAGGUGAGUACAUCAGAAAAAGAGUUACAUCUCUACCUUUCUGCAAAGAGCUGGAUGUCUGUGGCUUAAGCAGCAGAAGGUGAAGCUUAUCUCUCACCUCAGGGGACUGAACUUUUGAGAGGCAUUAGCUGAGAGGAUGAGAAGGAGCAUAGUCUUAGCUAAUGUUAAUGCUAAUUCCACAAACAAGAUUUUUAUAAUGAAAGUCCACAGAAAUCCUAUUGUGAAAAGUCAGUGUUCCCCCCCCGAACAGCUUUCAGGUGCAAGAGUUGAAAGAUGUUCAGUAACCGUAUAAGUCACUACUGUCGACAUGCACAGCAUGCAGAGCAACAGAAGGCUGCCAGAGGAAGCCUCUUACAUGAUGAGUGAGGCUUAAUUUGCUCUGCCCUGUCUAAGCUCUCAGCGGGUUUCCAGUUGUUCCUCUUUUUCUCACCUACUCCAAUUUACAGCUCAAUUCAUUAUAGGUCAGUGACGGAUAUUGGGAGCAUGGCCUUAGUGUCUUCAAAUGUGGUUUGUCGCCCAACCAACAGCUCUAAACUUUGUAGACAAGGCCAGCUAUUGAUAAAAAUACCUAUGCUGCUGUAUUAGUCGAUAUCAGAAAUUAACUUUUCCAAUCUCACUUAACAAAUACAAAGCUUUCUCGACAAAAUAUGUAAUCAACACUGUCUAUAUUUAAAAAAAAUCAUCUACAAAAGACAUUUUAAGAUUUUAAAGAAACUCUUAACCUACCUUGAUUUUUCCAAAGAUGAUUGUAUUGUUAUGAGUGUAAUUUCACAGUUUAAAUGGCUCCUCAUGAGGUCAAUACUAAAUGUCUGUAAAUGGUCUUAAAGUCUCAAUGAGCAGCUUUGCCUUGAUUUAUCAACUCAUGAUCUAAAUUGACAUUCCCUGUGUUGCGCGUGUGUGUGUGUGAUUGUAUGGGUAGGUACAGGGGAUGUUGUGGCCAUCAUGAUCCCAGAGCCCAAAGGUCGUGAGAUCGUUGCUUUGCUGGCGCAGCACAUCGCAGUCACAUUGCACAUCACCAUUGGAACCCGCAACUUGCAGAAGUAUGUUAGCAGAACAUCAGUGGUGUUCGUCUCCAUCUCCUUCAUCGUCCUCAUGAUCAUCUCCCUCGCCUGGCUCGUCUUCUACUACAUCCAGAGGUUCCGCUAUGCCAACGCACGAGAUCGCAACCAGGUAUGAAUAUGCACACUGACUUGAAAACUCAUUGAAACUCAUACAUCAAACUCUAGGAGCUGAUGGGCUUCUGUUGACAGUAGAAGCACAUGACAGGACAUUGACAGUACUGCACUUCUGUAGGCUCAUCACAUGUGUUUCCUUCUGGUUUCUCUGUAAGGCUGUUAGGAGAGGCCAGAAUUAGCCUGACAGCUGGAUGAAUCAGAGACUUAGCAAACCAGUGAACCAUCAACCCUCUCAGCUUUCCUCCUUUGAGCCAACUGAGCAAAUAACUGGCAAUGCUAUAUCUUUACUACGAAUGUCCACCUGUGUCUUUCUGAUGACGUCUGAGACAACAAUUCCCCAUCUUGUCUGUUAUGAAAGAAGCCAGUGUCAUGACAACCAUUGUCUGCAAUAAUGUUGAUUUAUGCUGUGUAAAGAAUUAAGCUGCAUUGAACUUGUCUGUUAUUACUAAUGCAGUCAGUAUUUUAAAAGCAUUAUAGCAUGAAGGUGUGCUUUAUCAAUAUUGCAUAACUUUAGCUCAGUCACACCUGUUUACUGUGUGUUCUGAAUCUACCACCUGACACUUUAUUAGUAUUAAUAUUUAUAGUCAUGCUCUCAGAAUGAAUCCUCUGUCAAAGCCCAAAAACAGUACAUAGGUAUUUCUACUUAAAUUAACAUAAUGGCAAGAAAAGGUGACUUUUAUUUUGUUUAUGGGCCGCUAUUUCCUUUAAGGAAUAAAUUUUCAAACUUUAUUGUCCCCAGGCAACCGGCUUCCUGAACACACUGCUCUGAUCCUUACAUCACUUUAAUUUCCAUCUUGAGUUACAGCUGGAAACUUCCUUUAAUAAUUAUGGUUUUUAAAUCCCAGUUUUAUUGGAACUCAUGUUCAGUUUGUCCCUUUCAGUUAUUUUUAGAUUUCAGUUUCUAGUCGUUGCCAGUCAUUGACUUACUUUCCAGCUGUGAGGGUGUUUUGAGCCCCGUUUCAUUUGCUUAACACACAGCAGGUGAUGUCUGCUCAGUUUUGUUCAUUAUGUAUUAUUUGUUUUCUAGAGAAACAAAUGUGAAAAAGUGAAACUGAUGGCUCCUGAGCCCUGCUGGUACACAUUCAUUAGUGUCUUAAGCAACACAAAUUUUAAUGACUGAAGAAACAAUGUGAUACCAGCAUACUGCUGAGAUCUGACAGCCAGCUUUGUCGCUAAUGUAGUUUUUUAAUGUCUGCAGAGACGUCUGGGAGACGCUGCCAAAAAAGCCAUCAGUAAACUUCAAGUACGCACCAUAAAGAAAGGAGACAAGGUGAGUGGUUCUUUUCUACGAUGCAAAGAAAGCUGAUUAAUUUCACAAAAUACAGAAAGUGUUAUCCAUGUUCCGCUCCGCCGUUAAUUUAAAAGGAGACGUUCAUGUUCUUGAAUAUCCACAUGACAGUUUUUCUUUCAUUCAUUCUGCAUUUCAGGAGACAGAGUCAGAGUUUGACAACUGUGCAGUUUGCAUUGAAGGUUAUAAACCCAAUGAUGUUGUAAGGAUAUUACCAUGCAGGUAAGGUUUGUUUAUGCUUAGUCUUGAUUGUAACUUUAAACUCAGUAUCUCAUCCUGAUUUUCAUAUGUAGGCAAACAAAGGAUAGCUUUAAAUCUGCAUAUUUCUCUUGGCGCUGGACUUACACUCUUGUUUUAAGAUGAUCUGUGUGUCUUCUGUCUCCCUUUUCUGUCAGGCAUCUGUUUCAUAAGCACUGUGUAGAUCCAUGGCUACAAGACCACAGGACAUGUCCAAUGUGUAAAAUGAACAUCCUCAAAGCUUUGGGAAUCCCGGUGAGCAUCUUUUGAUUAUUCAAUUUAUUUUCUUUUAGUCUCAUAUGUUACAGUGUUACAAUGUCAUUUAGCAGACGCUUUUAUCCAAAGCUGCAUACUGUACAUUUGAGAGCAAGAACAACACAAACAAAGAAACAAGAUCCGUUAGUGCCACAAAGUGCUUCAAGUUCAUUUGAAUGCAGGUACUAUCAAGUAGCAUUAGAGCCUCUCAAGACAUGUUUUGCAUGUUUCAGCUCAGUGCAGACUGUUCAGACGAGUUUCCUCCGGACUACGAGAUAUCUGUCGGGGGUCCACCCACCAAUGCCAUCAGUGGGGCAAGCGAAAUCACAGUUAACGAGAGCUCAGUGGUUCUGGAUCCUACUGGGAGAGCAAUAGGCCUUCAACAGCUCCAUCCAGAGGCAGCACCUCAAGCAGGAGAGGAGAGCUAUGUCAUUGCUGGCAGUAAGUACACAAAGUUUUGACUCAAAGUUACAAAAAAAAAAACACUUCACUUAUGUCAGUAACAAGAGUUUUUGAGGAUAUGGAGAAUCCCAGGAGUCUUUGCGAGGUGAGAGCCCUUUUUGUAAGUGUUAUUUAGACUGUUUAUGUGGAAACCUUGUCUAGACCAGCAGCCACCUGGUUACCAUUCUCCACUUCAGGUCCCUUUGGGCAAUGUAGGAGCGUUAUUCCUACACUUAAUGAAAACACCUUUAUGCUGGUACUUGGACUAACAGUUGUUAAGCAUCUGCUUUCUCUCAGCACCUCGCUGUGCCAAUAACUCCACAUGCUUGGAUCCUUUUUGUUUUCAGAGGCCUUUAAGAAGAGGUUUUAUGCUUUUUUUUCAGAUUUGGUACUUACUUUCUGAUACCUCUUAAAUAGCUCUGCAUGAUGUUCUGAUUAAAAAAGCCUUGUGUUUCUCACUUGCUUUUCUUGUGAUAGUGUAUAAAAAUAUCAUUAUUUCAGUCUCCGUCUAAAACGCUUUGCUUUAGCUGCUGUCUCUUUAAGGUUGCACAACUUACACUUGGGUAUAUGAAAGUUUAUUAAUAAUUUGAUUAUUUAUUCACUUACACAAUAAAUUCGGCUAACCAAUAAUGUGUGUUGCCUGUCAGUGGUGAAAAUUGAACAAAUUUCAUGUGUCUGGUGUAAUUAUCCUUCUCGGUGGUUUUUAUGGCCAUUCCUGCUGUUUUUUGACCACUUAGAGCUCUGGUUACUGUCAGAGCGGGGUGAAUAAUUAAACUUUUAUUUGUGUACUUGGAGGAGCAGAGGAGAACAGUAAAGAAAAGAUGAAGUGUCAGAGCACCCGGUGCCAAGUUAUGCUGCUCAGCAUGUCAGACUGGCUCCUACUCUACCGUCAGGAGACUAGGACCAAGGACUGACAGAAGUCCAACUCCCAUUUUUCUCCCUCACUCCUGUUUCUUUCUCCCUUCAGUGCAUCACUUCUCACUUCAAAUAUGAGGCAAAAACCAAAAAGAAAACCACCAAGACUCAUUUGCUGUCGAGCUAUAUUACCUCGAACCGUUUCAGGCGAAGUUCAGAGAACUUGACUCUCUCAAAUAUUAAUUAAGGUUUCCAUCUGCAGAAUGUUUGAUUUACAUUUGUGAUGAGAUGAAAAUGUUUGCUUACUGUGUCAAUAAGACGAUCUGAUAUUUAACUUUCUAUGGAGGUUCAACCUGUUUCAGCCACUGUCAAAGAAAGAUGAAAUGUUGCCUUUAAUCAAAACAAAAGAACUUAAUAUUGCUGUGAAUACAGUCGAGGUAUAACUCAAAUCCCUUAUCGAUGCUAAAAAAAAACAACAUAGUGAUAGAGAAACGGCUCACAGCAUUAGAAACAACCCUAAUGAACACAUGAAUGAUGAAAAGUUCAAAUAAUAAUGCAAUCAAUAGACUUGUAGUACCUAUCCCAUCAGUCCCAUCAGCUGUUUAACCUCAAGCCCUAAAAAUGCAAAGUUCAGAGAAUAAACAACUUUUUGUUUAAAAAAUGUCCCCAACCGUUUAAAAAAAACCCACAAUUUUAUUAUUUUAGAGCAAAAUUGCAAACACUUUACUGGCUCCAGCUCUUCAGAUUAAAAGAAUAGCCGAUUUUCUCUGUUGUACAGAACAACAAACCAAAUACACUCUGUGAUUUGGACUUUUUACUUGGUCAAAAAAAUAUUUAAAAACUAUCUGGAGAGGCUAUUCUAACUAAUUGUUUCAUGGAUGUUAAUUAGCUAAAUCAGCCAGAUCAUGUCAUGUCAGUAUUGGGUUCCAUUUUGCUUACAGUACACAUGAACAGGUUAAUUUUUUGGAACUACUUGGAGCCGAAAACAUAAGUUUGAUAUCUUUAAAAUUUAAGGCAGAAAUAAAACAUAUAAUAUUUUUGAAGUUCACUUCAAUCUCUCAAAGCAUUGAGAAAAAGCUAAAGCACAAAGACAGGUUUACUUCAGUGUGCCUCGGCUGUAGAUCACUUCACCACCACAAAGACUAAUGGAUAUAUAAAUCAGGUGCUAUUUAUUGCACGCCUUGACAUUUCUGAGCUAACAGAGAGGAUGUCACUGAUAGCCACUUAGCAGGAGAUGAACAAGCUGAUCUGGCAUUGAUGGAGGGCCAAAUGUGUUGUCUUUAUCUUAACUAAUGAGCACUGUCGUCUAUCGGUCUUACAGAGUCAGACAGAGUUGGCUGCAGUUUGGUUCUCUGAAUAAGGCCUGAAUUUUUGCUGGAAAACUGGCUUUGCUUGGUAAAGUCUGAUGCUUCAUCCUUGCUCUCUAUCUCUCUAAAUGUCCUAACUCUGUGCAACUUGAUGUAAGCUGAAAGAGUCACUAGUCCUUGUAGUCCACUGUUAAAAGAUCUUUUCUUUGUAAAAGAGAUAGACAAGGCCCACAGUUUCCUUUUCAUGCUGAGAAAAGUGAACUCAAAGCUUAUCUUCAGCCAUCAAUCAACACAAACUGACAUGUCUAACUCUGCAAGGUGUUAGCAGCUACAAUGGUUAACCACCCUGUGAGCCAGCACGUCAUAACCCCGUUCUUAUCCUGAUUAAGAUCAAUGAAAAACACCAAGAAAAUGAACUAAUGCACAUCUCCAUCCACUGUGCUGUGGUGAAUAUGAAGAGUUCUGUGCAAUGUUGUUAUGUUGGUAUGUUGUUGUGAAGACCAGUGUGUCUGUGCAGAGGAAGAGUUUUAUAACAGAAGCAGACUAAAAACGGGUGAAGAACACAAAAAGGAAAUAUGACGUUAAUAUUAAUUACAGGAAAGGAGCUUCCCUGAAGAAACGUAUGCCCAUAGACUAAAUAUUGUGCUUCAUGGGCUAAAUUCAUUCCCAUCCUAGUUUGGCACUUUUCCCAAUAAACCAACUCCCAGCUAAGUGAUUAAGAAAGAAAAUAGGAUGUUUUUUCACCAACUAACUGAAAAUAGAUCCAGAUGGAUGCUAACACCCUUUCCUUUUACAUCAAAUGGAAAACAGACACAGUGAUUAGCCAGUUAAAGCUAGCUGAUAGCUGGCAACUGAAGAGGUGGAAAUUUUUCUUGGGAAAUCAACAGAGCAUCUAAAAAAGGAGAAAAAAAGGCAAAAUAUUCUGCUUCUAUUCACCAAAUGUUCAGAAACUCCCUCAUAAAUUUCAGCCAACUUUUAGCUAACAUGUUCAAAUCUAUUGAAAACAUGACUUAAUGCUGCGCUCCUAAGCUUUCUCUGCUGCCUUGUCUUAUAAUGUUAUAAGGAUACGGUUUAAUUUUACCCAUGAUGGCCUAACCUGAAAAAUUAAGCCUUGACAUUAAACAGUAUCUCUGUGCCUGCACGCUAUUCACUUGUCAGUUAUUAAAUCAACUUUCCCUGUGUCCUUAGGUGAGCACCAGCCCCCUCUCAGCAGUGACUCAGACAUCUCUAUCAUCACUGGAGUAGAGGUAGGCAUGUCUGAAGUUGACCUGUCCGUGGAGCAGAGAUGUCAAGGAGGUAAAUCCUGAAAAAAGAAUCAAUCACCAAAAAGAAAAAAAAGGAAAGAGGAGAGAAGAAGCGUCCUCCGUUGCAGGGAGCGACAACUCAGAAGACAGGCAGACGAGCGAUGGAACAACACAGCACAAAAACACCACGCUCUGACUUUCUGCAUUUGUGGACACGUUGCUUGCUCGUUUUUCUCGCAGUCCCACUUUUACCAUUUCGUCGGUUUGACUGCCGUGGUGACCUCACAGCCAAUCACAGCUCUCACUUCGCGGCGGCCCCGGUUUGACUCCACAUAACAUAUACACACACACACAAUAACUGCAGAGAUGUCGUAGCCUUCACAGAUCUGAGAAGGCAUGAUUAGCCUCUACACACUCUGGCAAAUUCAACCUGCUGCUUGACACAAUGUUGGCACAAAAGCCGCAGGGCCUCCUCCUGAAAACCAGUUACAGCUUUAUUUGUUAUGAAAAUAUAUGCAGAUUGUUUCAUUUUUCUUUGGUAUGAGAUCACUGCCAAAAUAUUCCAGAAGCAAGAUUAACUUAUGUGGUGGAAACAAAGCACAUACAAAACCUAUUUCAGCUGUUUCUUUAACAGUUAGUGUGUAUUUCCACCAUCGUUGUUAAAUACAGACUUACAUGUGAGUGCCGUUUCAAAACUUGAGGUGUAGGUCUUAAAGUUCAUGUGGUCAUGUGACAUUAAAUAAUCCAAGUAUGGAUGCACACAGUAUGCUGUAAUUUCUAAAUAUAUCUGUUCCUUGUAAUGUUUUGUGGAACCCUUAUAUACGACUUUAUAACGACUGAAUAUUCCUGCUGUAGGGAGCAAACAAACACACACUCACAGUCGAUAUUCCUGUCUUCACAUUUGACAAUCGUAGCUUAAAACAAGCAGUUCAAAGUGAUGUCACCCACUGCCCUGAUGAAACUGCUGCUGAUUUACAAGUUAUUACUCCCUGCCAUCUGUCUGAAGGUAGUCGUUUGUAUCUAUGUAAACACUGCUGCUAAGUACAGCUGGAAGUAGCAGAUGUACUAGAUUCAGGUGGUGUGCACACUCUGUUGACAGCACUUGUUAAACCAGCCAAUAUUGAUAUGUCAGCAAGUCUCUGUGCCAAGAUUAUAAGUAGUAUUUUAAACCUGGUUAUUGUCUUUCAUAUCCACUGAUUGUCUUAGCUGUCAAACAGGCUGAGUUUUCUCGUGAUAUGAAAUAAAAGAAAUAUGAUUAAAAGGGACUAAUUUGGAUGAAGAGGGGGAGGUUUUUACUUGAGAGCAUGGGAUUUUUUUAUGGCAUGAAGAGCCUAAAGCAUGAUGUUUACAGAUCUGGAAUAAUUGAGAAGUUUUGUUUGGAUACAUCCAACACUAAGCCGGCUAGUUUUGAAAAAUGACAUGUAAAUUCUUGUGUUUUCUGUGUGUAGAUUCACACACAAAAACACACAGCACAUAAGGAAGACGGUUUAUUUUUUAGUAUGUAGUCAGAAAACAACAAGAGCUUCAAUUUAAGCUAAGAAAUGAGUUUGAGUUUAUGCUGACAGACAUAGAGGCUUCAAGAGUUAAUAAGUCUAUGCUGACAGAUGUGUGGUACACUACACUGACAGGUAAAUUCUGCAGCUCCUUUCUGCCACUUGUUUGGCUGUGUGACCCGGAGAUCAAAUGUCUUUAGACUGAUAAGAUGGCGUUGUUUUAGAGGGCAGCUUUUCUGAAAGAAAUCUGUAAACCACUCUCUCAGGACCAAAAAAUUUACAGGCACAGUAAGCAACAAUGUCAGCAAUUACCUUUAAACUGCAGCUUAAGUAACUAGGAUUUUUUUCAGAAAGGGAAAAGGACCAGAAACUAAGCUAAAAGGGAGAAAAUAUCUGAUUUAAGUUUGUAUCUUGUUUACAUAGACUGUAAUAAACAUGGAUGUGGUUUCAUGUUGUGCAUGCUGAAACAGGCAAAGAAGUGGAGCUGAAGCAGGUCACACAGCCACGACUAUCCACCUGUCAGUCAAAUCAGCCAAACCUCUAAUCAAGCACUGUUUAUACGUGCAAAACCCUUAGCCUAAAUAUUAUCAGAAUUGAUGCUUAUUUAGAAAUAAAAAUCUAAAUUUAAAAAGUCAUGAAUCGAAGACCAAGCUACUGAGACCAAAACUGAUUUUGUACCAGGCUGUAAACAUGUUUAAUUCUGCUGUCAAAAAUACCAUUUUAACACGGCACAUGCUCGGUAUUUCAAACACCAGAGGUCACUGAAAGGUGGUCUGUUGGUUUACCUCUCAAUUCCUCUAAAAUAAGACAGGAAUAAGUUUUCUAUAUAUUUCCAUGAAGCUGUUGUUUCUACCACUCUGAAUACCAUUCUUGAAAAGCACCAGCCCUUUUUAAACUACCGACAGUAAACCAGCACAUUCAGGUGGCUCAACCUAAACCUUCCUUUGAAUAACAACAAAAGUUACCAAAUGGUGUUUUUUUAAACAGAUUUUACUUUCAGUGUGACAAUACUGCAAGUUGAGUUGCUAAUUCACAAAGUCCUGUCAGUUUGAGAUAGACUUUGAAACUGAGCCGGCUUAGAGUGGAUGUAGUCUCAGACUCCAAAUGUUAAAGCUGACUGUUAAUUUAAGUCCUCUUAACAAUUGUUACCUUCUUUUUUGUAGCUAUGUUGUAGUCCUUUUUGUCACUUUUUAAAAACGUCAAUCAUUUCUUCUUUAAAAAGACUCAGUGGGAUCUAAACCUCAGCUGGAUCUGGUUCUUCUCACAUUCCUGUCAACUUGCACACUGAUUGAGCACAGACUCACUGACUCAGUCCAUGGAGCCAGUGGAAUUUUUACUGAUGUUUUUUGUUAAAUUUCCAGUCAUGGUUUCCAUGAUGUCCUGUGCCACCUGGGACUCCCGUUAUAUAACACCCACAUGCACACACUCCCUUGCUUGAGUCAAUCAUUGAAGAAUCACUGAAUGUAGAGGGAAAUGUUUCAAGCUGUUGCUUUUCGGAGGGAUUUGUUGUAACUGUUUCUGUCUCGAAGUGUUUUGUGUUCUUGCCUGUAGCAAUUUGACAUCCAAAGACAAAACUUCCUAGAUAAAUCUAACUAGCUUACAGAAAGGGAAAAAGCUUUCACAUUACCUCACUUUAUAUGAAAAUUUUCACACAUACAGACCAGUUCUAACCCAGCAUUUCAACAUGCCUGAAAUGUGUGGGAGUAUUAUGAAAGCACUCAUGAAUGUAUAUUUUCAUAAUGCUACUAUUCUUUAGUUUACCUCUAGUUCUCCAUCAUUACAUGGAUAUAUAAGAAGAUGAUUGUAGUUCUUGCCAGCAUGUUAUAUAGACACAGAUACUGAAGUCUCAGCCAGCCUAAUCUGAACCUUUCAACCUCCUGUAUAUUAAAUCAACUCGCUUACAUACAUCACCAUCAUCUGCAAAAGCAUCAUUUAUUUCUCUCUUGUUAAUGUCAGUCAUUAAGUCCUUCUUACUUUUCCAUGCACACACAAACAAACACAUAUACUCACACACACACCCAAGCUCUGUCUCCAGCCAAGCAUUUGUUUGGUUAACAUAGCAACAAGAAACAGGACAGCACAUCUUUUUUUCAAGUGCCAGAUUAAUCGUUCACUGUUUAUGUAGAGGUGGAUGAAGGCCUUCUUUUUACAGUGUAACUUUAAAAUGAUAUGGUUGAGCUUUAAGGUCAGUCAUAGGAUUUGCGUAUUGUUUUGAUUUUUGUUGCUUUUUUUCUCUUUUUUUUUUUUUUUGCUCUCUUGAAGGACAAAUCAGAAAUUAUAUAAGACAUGAAGUCAUUGUACCAAAGCAUAACAUUAUUAAUCUGUUUUCAACAACUUUUCUGGAACUGAAUACUGAAACUUGUGCUCAUUUGGCAGGUAAAGACCUUAAAGUUUCUUGGCAACUUUUAGGUCCUGUGAGAUUUUAUCUGAUCAACAGAAAACUGUUAAUGGGAAACAGUCCCUUGGAAAAGAUUACAGGAAUUUUUAAAAAGUAUAAAUUAAAUUGACCACACCUGCGAAAAAUCUACCCAUUUACCAUAAAUAAUUUCUUAUUGGAAUAAACUUUGCUUUAUCCCUUAUGAAGUUGUUAUAAGAAGAUUUGAAUGGUACUCAUGCCAUUAUUUUGGUGUGAUCUUGUUUAUUUUUCAUUGUUUUACAAAUCCUCUCUGUCAAAUCCCACACUUAUUUUUUCUGAAAUGAUGGACCUGUUAGAAGAAAUGUGGCUCAGCAUAUCUUUUUGUUUUUUCAAUUUUAUCAAGACUAUUAGUUAUUUUUUCUCAUUUUGUUCUCUCUGUCGCAUGUGUUUUGUCCUUUUAUGCGUAAACUCUUCUAUCCUGCACUUUAACCCUCCAUUGAAUGGGGAGCAGCUUUACUGAACGACUUGAGAAAGUCUCUUUGUAUGUACAGCUUUUGAGAAAGAGGGCUACAGUACUGAACUCGGCACAUGGCUCAGUUGUUGCUUAUUUUAUAAUGUUGUGAUCUUUUGUCUGUACUAUUGUGUACAUGUGGGAUGAGGGUGGGCUAUCGAUAUAUUGUACACUAUACCCAGCAGAUACAACAGCAAUGCUAUUUUACAGUAUAAAAACUGAUAUGUAUGAUAAA
This is a messenger RNA of Xyrichtys novacula (pearly razorfish), 19213 nucleotides long. The record is from the annotation of a GenBank genome assembly. Lineage: Eukaryota; Metazoa; Chordata; Actinopteri; Labriformes; Labridae.